Messenger RNA from Fraxinus pennsylvanica, 357 nucleotides. The record is from the annotation of a GenBank genome assembly. NCBI's taxonomy places the organism in Eukaryota, Viridiplantae, Streptophyta, Magnoliopsida, Lamiales, Oleaceae.
AUGCUUUUUAGGGAUUGUUCUUCGGUUACUUGUUUGAGGAAUCGGAGCAUAGAAGCAUUAGCCAUUGCGGCUCUUGUGCAGGCCAUUGAGGAAGCUCAAGAGCGUAGAACUCUUCAGUUGGCUCGAAGGGGUCGUCGGGGUGAGAGACGAUUGGGGUGGGGAGGUCGGAGAUGGAUAGACAGAGAGGGGACUCCUGUGCACGGAUAUGGAAGAGGUGGUUGGGCUGUGUUUUACACGGCUGCACGAUGCGCACUCAGUUAUGUAACGGUCGCUGGUGUUGGUGGGGCAACAUCCCUUCAUGAUGGAGCAGUACAGGCACAACAAUUCGGUCUCUAUGGCUGUCGCCUUGUUUACUAA